AUGUCGAUAUUCGAGUACAAUGGAAGUGCUUUGGUGGCAAUGGUGGGAAAGAACUGCUUCGCAAUAGCCAGUGACCGAAGACUAGGAGUUCAGCUUCAGACCAUCGCCACUGAUUUUCAAAAGAUUUACAAAAUCCAUGAUAAACUGUUCAUUGGACUUGCCGGCCUUGCCACUGAUGCCCAGACAUUGCACCAACGACUUGUUUUCCGGCACAAGCUGUAUCAGCUCAGAGAAGAGAGGGACAUGAAGCCUGAAACUUUUGCCAGCCUAGUUUCUGCGAUUCUGUACGAGAAAAGGUUUGGGCCAUACUUCUGCCAACCUGUGAUUGCUGGAUUAGGAGAUGAUGACAAGCCAUUCAUCUGCACAAUGGAUUCUAUUGGAGCAAAAGAACUUGCCAAAGAUUUUGUUGUUGCUGGAACUGCUUCAGAAUCUUUGUAUGGUGCAUGUGAAGCAAUGUUCAAGCCUGACAUGGAACACGAAGAACUGUUUGAGACCAUCUCUCAGGCACUGCUAGCUUCAGUCGAUCGUGACUGUUUAAGUGGGUGGGGUGGACACGUCUAUGUGGUGACACCAACCGAAGUAAUUGAGAGGACUUUGAAAGGACGGAUGGACUGA
Messenger RNA from Oldenlandia corymbosa var. corymbosa, 615 nucleotides. NCBI's taxonomy places the organism in Eukaryota, Viridiplantae, Streptophyta, Magnoliopsida, Gentianales, Rubiaceae. The record is from the annotation of a GenBank genome assembly.